Gigantopelta aegis is the source of this 5841-nucleotide messenger RNA. RefSeq names its product RNA helicase aquarius-like. The transcript is spliced from 39 exons. Gene Ontology annotation, cellular component: catalytic step 2 spliceosome. NCBI's taxonomy places the organism in Eukaryota, Metazoa, Mollusca, Gastropoda, Neomphalida, Peltospiridae. The record is from RefSeq and is a predicted model, not a curated record. Gene Ontology annotation, molecular function: helicase activity; mRNA binding. The coding region runs from base 67 to 4245 and encodes 1392 amino acids. Gene Ontology annotation, biological process: mRNA splicing, via spliceosome.
UGAAGACAAAAACAUUGCUUUUUGAAGCUAUUUUUUACUUAUUUUUCCAUUAAUGAUAUAUACACAAUGACAGCAUCAUCAGGUGGCCAGAAGGGACUUUCCCUGACAGUUGAACAAAUUCAGGAUGAUGAAGUGAUGCAUCUUGCAAGUCAGUUCUGGUCUCAGCAGGCUAUGAAAGAUGGAGUUAAUUACAAGCCAGAGAUUGUUGAAGACAUUUACAAGAAAGAGAUGCUUGGAUCACGAUUCUCUACAAGAAGAAUCAUGAUGCUGGAAUUCAGCCGUUACCUGGAAAACUAUUUAUGGUUGAACUAUCAUCCUGAAAAGGCCAGCCAUGGACAUCUGGUAUCGAUUGCUGUGAUGGUGAACGAGAAGAUCCGUGAACGGGUUCCAGCCUGGGAUGCCUUCAAGUCUCACCCGGAGCACUUCCCGGCCUAUUUCCACCGAGUUCUGAAAACCUGCCUUCGAGAUGACGGAAUCAUUCUACACGAGAAGGCCAUCCUCAUUGUCUUUCUUAUCCACUGCUUCAACAGUCUCGAGAUGGAUUUAAUUCGAGAACAAAUUCAAAAGUUGGUUUCCUUACCAAUCUGGACUAACCUGUUGCCUGGGCGACGUGAUGAGUUGUUUAAAGCCAACCCAAAGUACAAGAAGUUCUUCAAUGCGAUCAAGAAGAAUGAUGUCAAGCUGAGUGAAGAACAGAAACAGAAAGUCAACUUUGAGAGAGGAUUUCUGUCCAACCUUAUUAAUGUGUAUCUUAGAAUUUUGGACUCCAUUCCUGCUACAGGCAAGGGUUUCAAAGACAAGAUCUAUUACUGUGAACGUUUCCUGGAGCUGAUGAUCGACAUUGAGGCACAGCUUCCGACACGGCGGUUCUUCAAUGUCUUGAUGGACAGCACUCACCUCAUUGUUCGCAGCAAGCUGUCCAAGCUGAAAAACAGAGAGGAUGGAACUCUGUUUGGAGAGCUGCUGGACAUUCUUCAAGUGUAUGCUGGUUUUGAGAUCAAUGAACAGACUGGCGAAGCUCUGACAGUACAUGAAAGACUAGAUCUCCAUUAUGACAGAGUUAUCAGACUCCAGAAAGUGGUAUUUAAACAUUUUCCAGACUUGCAGAAGUUUGCCAUUUCCAAUGUAGCCUCUGUUGACACCAGGGAAGCCUUGAUGAAAACCUUUAAACCGCUGAGUAACUUCGACUUGCACAGACUUCUUGCUUUUCUCAACUGUCUCCCACUACUUGAAGAAGGCCAGAAGGACGUGUUUGACUCAGAAUUUAUGCUGGAAUUAUUGAUCAGUAAACACGAGAGGAAACCUUCACAGCUGGAGGCGAUGAAUGAGCUGCCACUGUAUCCGACCGAGGACAUCAUCUGGGAUGAAAACAUCGUGCCCACUGAAUACUUCUCCGGAGAAGGAUGUCUAGCUCUGCCGAAACUGAAUCUUCAGUUCCUGACCCUUCAUGACUAUUUACUGAAAAACUUCAACCUUUUCAGACUGGAGUCAACUUAUGAAAUCAGACAGGAUAUGGAAGAUGCAGCAACCCAUUUGAAACCUUGGCAAGCUGAAGAUGGCCACUGUAUGUUUGGUGGGUGGGCCCGCAUGGCACAACCUCUUGCAGCAUUCAGUAUUGUGGAGGUUGCAAAGCCACGGGUUGGCGAAAAUCAUCCUGCUCAAGUCCGAGCCGAUGUCACUGUCAAUCUCAGCAUUAGACCGGAAGUGAAAAACGAGUGGGAAGGACUGCGGAAACAUGAUGUAGCAUUUCUAAUCACACUGAGGCCGACAGUGAAGAUCGGAUACCAGUAUAAGUACAAGGAGCCGUUCAUCCCACAGGUUGGCUUGACCUAUGUGCGAGGAUGUGAGAUAGAGGGCAUGCUGGAUGACACAGGCAAGGUUAUUGAAGAAGGCCCAGAACCAAAACCUGAACUAACUGGUGAUACAAGAACAUUCCGUGUGUGGCUGGAUCCCAACCAGUACCAGCAGGAUAAUGCCAGGGCAAUAGAUGGGCAAGAGGAUGUGUAUGAAUCGUUUAACGUGAUAAUGCGCCGGAAGCCGAAGGAGAACAACUUCAAGGCCGUGCUGGAGACAAUCCGCGACCUCAUGAACACUGACUGCGUCGUGCCUGACUGGCUCCAUGACCUCAUUCUGGGCUACGAGGACCCGCACGCGGCACAUUACUCGAGAAUGCCAAACACGAUCUCGAAUCUCGACUGGAACGACACGUUUCUUUCCCUCGCUCACCUCAAGUCAUGUUUCCCUGAACACAAGAUUGAAUUCACAACAGAGGAUCCUUUGAAGCAGAUUCCACCUUUCAAACUAAAGUUUUCUGAAGAAGCGGCUGAAACUAAAAGGAAAGAAGGAGAAGACAACCCAUCAGCACCUGUCAGUAAAAUUCUCACUGUGGAGCCACACGUGAUCCCAAACAGAGGACCCUAUCCCUACAACCAGCCCAAAAAGAAUUCCAUCCCGUUCACCCCAACACAAACGGAGGCUAUUCGAGCUGGGAUGCAGCCCGGGCUGACCAUGGUGGUCGGUCCACCGGGUACGGGGAAAACAGAUGUAGCCGUGCAGAUCAUUUCCAACAUCUAUCACAACUUUCCUGAACAGAGGACGCUCAUUGUGACGCAUUCCAACCAGGCCCUGAAUCAGCUGUUUGAGAAGAUCAUGGCUCUCGAUAUAGACGAGCGUCAUCUGUUACGUCUCGGUCAUGGAGAAGAAGCUCUGGAGACAGAAAAAGACUUCAGCAGAUAUGGGCGAGUGAACUAUGUGUUAGCCCAGCGACUGGAACUGUUACAGGAAGUGGCACGAUUACAGUCGAGUCUUGGAGUCACGGGUGACAUGUCGUACACCUGUGAGACAGCCGGCUACUUCUUCCUGUACCAGGUUUUGUCCAGAUGGGAAGAAUUCAUGAGUAAAAUCAGAACUGUUAAAGACAAGGAAAAAGCUGUCUCCAAAGUCAAGGAGUUGUUUCCCUUCAUGACCUACUUUGACAACGCUCCACAGCCUGUGUUUAAAGGCAGAACCUACGAAGAAGACAUGGAUAUUGCUGAAGGAUGCUUUAGACAUCUGAAAAAAAUCUUCACACAGUUAGAGGAAUUUCGACCGUUUGAACUUCUCCGCAGCGGAGCAGACCGAGCUGAUUAUUUGCUGAUAAAGGAAGCGAAGAUCAUUGCGAUGACCUGCACACACGCGGCACUGAAGAGACGAGAUCUUGUCUCGGUCGGAUUCAAGUUUGACAACAUUCUGAUGGAAGAAGCUGCACAGAUCCUCGAGAUUGAAACCUUCAUACCACUGCUGUUACAGAAUCCUGAGGACGGAAACAACCGCCUGAAGAGGUGGAUCAUGAUAGGUGACCACCAUCAGCUGCCGCCCGUAAUCAAGAACAUGGCCUUCCAGAAGUUCUCCAACAUGGAGCAGUCUCUCUUCACGCGCUUCGUGCGGCUUGGGGUGCCCACCAUCGACCUCGACGCUCAGGGCAGAGCCAGGGCUAGUUUGGCAAGCCUCUACAACUGGCGGUACAAGAAGCUGGGCAGUUUGCCUCAUGUUCUCAAUCGUCCUGAGUUCCGAAUGGCGAACCCAGGAUUCGUGUAUGACUACCAGCUGAUAGACGUGCAGGACUUCAAUGGAGUGGGAGAGUCGGAACCAAACCCAUACUUCUACCAGAAUUUAGCAGAGGCUGAGUAUGUGGUAGCGACAUUCAUGUACAUGCGUUUACUUGGCUACCCAGCUGAGAAAAUCUCAAUUCUGACGACCUACAACGGACAGAAACACUUGAUCCGUGACGUCAUCUACCAGAGGUGUGGAGCAAACCCAUUUAUUGGACGACCAAACAAGGUGACAACAGUUGACAGAUAUCAGGGUCAGCAGAACGACUACAUACUUCUCUCUCUGGUUCGCACGAAGACUGUCGGACAUCUCAGAGAUGUUCGCCGUCUGGUGGUAGCCAUGUCUCGGGCACGUCUUGGCCUCUACAUAUUUGGGCGUGUGUCACUUUUCAGCAACUGCUUUGAAUUAACUCCGGCUUUCAACAGGCUCUGUUCUCGGCCUCUGCAGAUCCAGUUAGUACCAUCUGAGUUGUAUCCAGCUAAACGGAAGAUCCAGGAUCCACCACACCAGAAUCCAAUUGUGAUCCACGACAUGUGUCAGAUGGCUCAGUUUGUGUUCGACUUCUACAACUCCAGGAUAAACGACCUCAUGAUACAGAGAGGAUUUAACAGGCCAACACUUCUGAAAGAGCCACCUAAGGCACGCAAGCCUUGACAGUGAUGACAAAAUACAGGGACCAUAUGUGCAUAUACUGCAGAUUCUUUUUAGUGAAGAAAGAAUAAGUUAAAAAGGACUGCAUUAUAGAAACAGGAUGUUUAAAGAACAGUCGAAGCUGUAUGAGUGCAGUAUAAAAACUGGAAGUUAAAAGAAGUUAUUGCUUUUUGAGAGCAGUAUAAAAAUGGAACUUAAAAGACACCAGUGCUUUUUGAGUGCAGUAUGCAGUAUAAACACUGGAAAUAAAGAAUGUGCUUUUUGAGUGCAGUAAAAAUAUUGGAAGUGAAAAGACUCAGUACUUUUGAUGGGAGUAUAUAUAUUAGAAAAUAUAAACUGAGUUGGUGCAUUUUGAGUGCAGUAUAAAAACUGGGAAUUAAGUGAAGAGGUGGGUGCAUUUUGAGUGCAGUAUAAAAACUGGGAGUUAAGUGAAGAGUUGGGUGCAUUUUGAGUGCAGUAUAAAAAUGGGAAGACUUGUAUUCCAUGAAUCACACUUUAGGAACCAGCCAGUAGGAGCAAAAUGGGAUUUUGCUGCUUUUAAUAUUUGUUAAUAACAGCUAUGAACUAGGUACAAGUUACUAGUAACAUACAUUACAGAAAUAGUUCAAAAUAUUGUUUGUAUAUGUCCAGCUGAAUUCUUUUGUGCGAAAUGUCUACUUCACUGGCUAUGUACAAGGUGGUUAGCCAUCAGUCUUGCAAACUCAUGUCAUGCACUCUGUUCCUUCCUAGUUCAGUGAAAAUGUUUACGUCACCCUUCGUAUGUGCUAAGUUCACUGAAACACAUUAUAUAAAAAACCCAUAGGAUACUACCUGAUUCCCAUUUUGUGUAUAGUUUGUCCCUCCUGAAAUACUUUUCACUUGGGCAUAACAUAAACUUGAUAUGAAAUGCAAGCUCAUUUAAUAACCUGUAGAGAUAUGUUUUACAGAUAUUUAUUGCAUGAAAAAUAUGUGAGAAAAUUGCUUAAAAGACCCAUGCUUCUCUAAGAUAGUGAUACAUUUACUUUAUCCUGUUUUUGAAAAAUUGUUACCAUUAAAUUUUUGUUAACAUACUUGUCAUACACAAAUAUGUACUGAUAUUUUUGUAAAAAAACCCCUUUUUUGUAUCAUGAACAUUGUGAAUACCAUACUAUUUUGAAAAUGUUUGUUUUAUAUACUGUAAAUCAGAAAAUGUUAGUGAGCAUAAUAUUUUAAGGAAUUUAGCGAGGCUAUACAAGACACUAUUAUUUCAUGAUGCUAAAGUUAAAGAGACGUAGAACUUUUUCUAUUGAUUAAAGCAAAAGGAUAGCAAAUGACAAUAGUUAGUUCGUAUGCACAUUACUGAUAUUUUCUAACAAACUUAAGUUGUUUGUAAGAUGCAUAAUGUCAAAUUUUGUCCAAAAUAUUAUUUCAGAUGAUCCUACAACUUCAGCUUGUUCUUUUUUUCAAUUUCUGAUAUGACGAUCUCACUAAAAUUUUGUCGCUAACAUGCCAUUUGUUUGGCUUUCUCAAAAUUUUUAAGAUCACUAAUAUUUUAUGCUUUACAGUAUUAAAAGCUACCUAUUUCAUAUUUCUAUGUAUAUGCUGUAAAUAUUUUCAGUAAAUAAACAUGUACACUGAUAA